AUGGGAAACCUCAUCAUUUCUGGUGACAAUUGUGACGCUGAUAACCUUACAUUCAAAGUUGUUGGCGAUUUCGGGAAAUGGCAGUUGUGGAUAAGUAUAUAUAUGGCCAUGAUAAAGUUGCCGCUCGCUUGGUAUCAAUUGAAUAUCAUAUUUAUGGCCCCUCCUCAACAAUUUUGGUGCGCAAAACCAGAAUCAUUCGCUAUUUGGACAGAUGAAGAUUGGCGACAAAUUUGCUGUCCGAAAAAUGAAGAACAUCCAUGUUUGAUUUUCGACCCUGAAAUUCUAAUAUUCGAGCUAAAUAUGGAUAGAUCAUUGAUACCACUGGUUCCAUGUCCUCGUUUUGUUUACGAUAACAGUGUCUUUAACAGAACUAUCACAUCAGACUGGAAUUUAGUAUGUUCUAAGCAUUGGCUCAUACAUUUCACCCAAUGUGUUAUGAUGUGGGGUGUUUUAGUAGGUGGUAUUAUUUUUGGUGUGGUAGCCGACAAAUACGGUCGUAAAUAUCCACUUAUGAUUGGAAUUACACUGCAAUGCAUCAUGAGCUAUAUCUGUAGUAUAACAACAUCUUAUUGGAUAUUUAUUAUUAACUGGUCUCUUCUAGCUGUGGCUUCUGGGGGUAUAGGAAUUAUAUCGUUUGUUAUCAGUAUGGAGGUUGUUGGUGGUAAGUGGAGAACAAUAAUGCCUAUCGUGUACCAGUUGCCAUUCGGAUUAGGAAAUGCAGUGAUGGCUCUCUUAGCUUAUUGGCUUAGAGACUGGAGGGAACUUGAAUUUGCUUUAGCAACCCUUUCGUCCACUUAUUUGAUAUAUUGGUUAUUAAUACCCGAAUCACCUAGAUGGCUUCUAGCUACUGGUCGAAAUAAAAAAGCUUUAGAAGUUCUAAAAAAAGCAGCUAAACAAAAUAAUAGAGAAAAAUACUAUGACGCUGUUUUGCACAACAUAAUAAUUUGCAAAACACGAAGCCGUAAUGAUCCAGGAUUUAUAGCAUUUCUGAAAUCUGAAAAUAUGAGACUAAAAACUUUACUUUUGUCUUUAAAUUGGUUUUUUACCGGAUUAGCGUUUUAUACAUUCUCACAAUAUCUAGGAUUAGUUGGCGGGAACAUUUUUUUAGCAGUCGCAAUGAGUGGAUUUAUUUAUAUUGCCGGAGGAUUAACAUGUAUAUUAAUUAUCACUAAAGCUGGAAGAAAAACGACUAUCUGUGUAUAUCAAGUGAUAUCAUCAUUAUGUUUUUUUUUUAUAAUACUUAUUCCAAGAGAUUAUUAUGCAAACGAUUGGCCAAGGUUGUUAUUUGCAGGACUAGGCUUUGCGGGUUUAGCGGGUACUGUACCAGCAUUGUAUUUGUAUACGGGAGAAUUAUACCCGACUCUAGGGCGUAACGCAGGUGUGGCCGGUGUUACAACUUUCGCUCGUAUUGCGUCAAUGGUAGCUCCAGCUGUUGUGAGCUUAGAUGAAGUAAGACCUGACCUACCACUUAUUCUACUGGCAAUAGUUUCGGCUGCCCAAUUGGUAUUACUUGCACCCUUGCCAGAAACAAAAGAUAGACCGCUCCCAGAUACUCUAGAGCAAGCUGAACAAUUCAAAUAA
Molecule: messenger RNA, 1581 nt
Organism: Vanessa atalanta (red admiral)
Lineage: Eukaryota; Metazoa; Arthropoda; Insecta; Lepidoptera; Nymphalidae
Product: organic cation transporter protein-like
Exons: 8
Coding region: 1-1581 (526 amino acids)
Biological process (GO): transmembrane transport
Cellular component (GO): membrane
Molecular function (GO): transmembrane transporter activity
Source: RefSeq, a predicted model, not a curated record